Messenger RNA from Lycium barbarum (goji berry), 330 nucleotides. RefSeq lists its product as uncharacterized. The transcript is spliced from 2 exons. The record is from RefSeq and is a predicted model, not a curated record. Bases 1 to 330 code for a protein of 109 amino acids. Gene Ontology annotation, cellular component: nucleus. NCBI's taxonomy places the organism in Eukaryota, Viridiplantae, Streptophyta, Magnoliopsida, Solanales, Solanaceae. Gene Ontology annotation, biological process: chromatin remodeling.
AUGACGAUUAAGCUGGUUGUUGGAGGGUUUAUUUUGCACAUUAUUAGUGCUUACGCGCCGCAAGCGGGCUUGGGCAAGGAGGAGAAAAGACGUUUUUGGGAGGAUUUGGACGAGAUGAUGGGAAGUAUACCGUCCACUGAGAAGCUAUUCAUCGGAGGAGAUUUCAAUGGGCAUAUUGGGUCAAUUUCAGGGGGAUAUGACGAUGUGCAUGGAGGUUGUGGUUUCAGGGACAGGAACGGAGGAGGAGUUGCACUGUUGGAUUUUGCAAAAGCCUUUGGGCUGAUGGUGGCCAAUUCGAGAAGUCGAGUACCGGAUGAAGUUAGGUGCUAG